Molecule: messenger RNA, 507 nt
Organism: Sugiyamaella lignohabitans
Lineage: Eukaryota; Fungi; Ascomycota; Dipodascomycetes; Dipodascales; Trichomonascaceae
Gene: HOM2
Product: aspartate-semialdehyde dehydrogenase
Exons: 1
Coding region: 1-507 (168 amino acids)
Biological process (GO): L-threonine biosynthetic process
Molecular function (GO): aspartate-semialdehyde dehydrogenase (NADP+) activity; protein dimerization activity
Source: RefSeq, a predicted model, not a curated record
AUGGACAUUCUCGAUAACAUCAUUCCAUAUAUUUCUGGCGAAGAAGAUAAGCUAGAAACCGAGCCCCGUAAGAUUCUCGGUGCUGUUUCCAGCGACAAGGUCUCGUUCUCCAUCAUCCCCGAAAAUGAAAUGAAGAUUUCUGCCACCACCACCCGUGUUCCAGUUACCGACGGCCACACCGCAUGCGUUUCGAUCAAAUUCGCCAAACAGCCCGCACCCUCCAUCGCCGAGAUCGAGAAAGUUCUUUCUGAAUACACCUGUGAAGCUCAACAGCUAGGCUGCCACUCCGCUCCAGCACAUGCCAUCGAUGUUCUUUCACAACCCAACAGACCACAACCACGUCUGGACCGUGAUCGCGGAAAUGGAUACACUGUCUCUGUGGGCCGUAUCCGCCCGGAUCCCGUCCUGGACGUCAAAUUUGUCGCUCUUUCGCACAACACCGUCCUUGGCGCUGCCGGUUCUGGUAUCCUCAUUGCCGAACUACUUUUGGCUAAAAAUCUCCUUUAA